Tribolium castaneum (red flour beetle) is the source of this 3501-nucleotide messenger RNA. RefSeq names its product scraps (gene scra). Gene Ontology annotation, cellular component: actomyosin contractile ring. NCBI's taxonomy places the organism in Eukaryota, Metazoa, Arthropoda, Insecta, Coleoptera, Tenebrionidae. The record is from RefSeq and is a predicted model, not a curated record. Gene Ontology annotation, biological process: mitotic cytokinesis; actomyosin contractile ring assembly; septin ring organization. The transcript has 14 exons. Bases 158 to 3349 code for a protein of 1063 amino acids.
UUGAAGUCCCUAGAUUUUGGAUUAUGGGCGACAGUGCCACCGGUGGCGCUUUCCCGAAGUGCUAUUUCAAAUCGAACCUUCAACGGUAAUUUAUCAACAACCAAACUUUAUGCACAAAGUGUGAAUUUGAUUUAUCACGGGGCGACCUUGCACUUAAAUGGACUCGUUUACGGAGAAUCUCCUAACUCGGGCGAGGGAGCGUCAGAGACUCCUCGAAGACUACAACAGUGACUUGAGGAAGACUCCCCCUCGCAGCGGUAAAGUAACGUUGUCUCAACCUAACUUAAGCUCGAAUUCGCCCAAGUUGGAAGCCAAUUCCAAGUCUGAAGGUAAUUUGCCAACAGUUACACGCACUCACAUCUCAUCCGAUUUCACCUCUCAUAAAAGCCUAAAUAUACAAAACGAUAGUUUUAACAUGGAAAUUAAAGUAAGUUCGGCUGAUAAUGUUCAUGUUGAAGUGCAAAUUGAGGAGCAGAGUGAUGAUGAUAGGAGUGACGGGGGUCUGAGACAGGAUGCUAAAAAUAGGCUAAAUCGGUUGGGGAAAUUGUAUGCAGGGGGCGACGAUGCGGACAUUUCUUCGCCAAUUCAUCAGACAGAAGCUAGAUUUUGUGCACAUGGGUCUCCAACGAAAACACCGGCAGAAAACGGAAGGAAUAAGAGGGGGCUGAGCAAACUGGCCGACUUGGCACAGAGGGUCAAUCAGUUUGAGGACGACUUGACUCCAGUGCGUAAAGAGCGGGACAAUUCUCCUGCCAAAACAAAAAAAUCGUGGAAACCCCCAGCCCCCAAGCCCCCAGAACCAAAAACCCCAAACACGCCACCAAAAUCAGCGACAAAAUACAAAGCCCCAGAACCACCCAUCAAAGAUCAAGAAAAACAAGAACAGAAGAAAAUAAAUUGGGAUAAGAAAGUGCUCGAUUCUCUCGAAUCGCAAGGCUUCCAGCGGACAGAAUCCAGCUCUAAAUUGGUGUACAAAUACAAGGCGCAACAACAAAACAAAGAAAAUGAACAAGCAACCACAAAACCCGCCUCUUCUCCCCAAAAAAGUAAAAUUGCUGAUAAAGCGGCCUUCUUUGAAUCAAGUCCCAACAAACAGCCAAAAGAUCCGGCUUUGUUAUCAGUUUCGGAAAGGAAAGCCCUGUUUGAGAAAAACAAAGGCGCAGCUUUGGUGCCCAAAGCCCCAUUUGCUAUGGCAACACCUAUCAAAAAAGAUGUCCCGAAAGAAAAAAAAGUCCCUGCGCCACCAUCACCAAAAAAAGAAGUGGCGACACCAAGGGGCGAAGGAAUUGCGAAUAAAGUUGCGGCUUUGUUUGAGCAAAAAAGCACAAUUUCGCAGGAACAGAUUGAGAGUAAUGUGAGGGAGCAAAGGCAGAAAGAAAUGGAUUUGUUGUUGAAUAGAUUCCAUAAGAACAAUGACGAGGAGGAGUUUGAUGAUGAUACGGAAGAAACGGCCAUGAUUGAGGAAAAAUCGGCGAAGAAAGUUGCUGUUGUUAGUCCGAAGGAAAAAAGGAGCAGUGGCAAAAGAAGCCUUACAGGUAAAGGCGAUAGUCCGAAAGUGGCGGCUGUUCUAAGCGAAGUGAAGCGAAUCAAAGUGGCGUCGCAGAAAACAGGCCGAUUAUACCCAAGUUUGACGGAUAUUGAGUCAGUGACUGAGACUGAGAAUGAGAGUCCGAGUCCAACAACAAACAGCAGCGACAACAGUUUUGCUGAAUCUGACGAUGCUAAUACCAGUUUCGGUCGAGAUAUUCUGCGAGCGGUUUGCCAGAAUCAAACGCCACAAAAAAGACAAAUAAUGGACGAGAGUGCGAGCGAUAUGUCCGAUGUAUUGGACGAUAUGGACGAUUACAUCGACGAAGCUUUGGCUUACAAUGGCCACAAAGACGGUCCAACACCGCCUAAGCAAGAGCGAAAAUCGCCAGUUGAAACGUCCAAUUCCUUCAACUACAAAAGCUUCCAACCGGAAUUUAAAACCCCGACUAAAAUCACACCACCUGACCAACUCCCAACCCAUGUGGUAGACGGCGAUAAUCUCCUUCCUCUCACCCACACUGUGAGUUUUUACCGCAAACAGCAAACGCAAGUAUCGACACCGCCCGUACGACAAGUAAUCCGGGCAAUGUCGGUUGAGGAAUCCCCGGAAGAAUCCGCGGAAGAGGAGCAAAUCCGGGCGAAAAUUCGCGAGUUGCGAAACGAAGUGAGUAAGCAAGAAAUGAUCAUUUCGCAAACGAGUCAAGCGCUCAAUUUGUGCAAUUCCACACCGGAGUUUAUGGGAUCGACUGAACAAGUUGAAGCAGAGAGAGUGCUUCUUGUUGCAACACAUCGGCGACAAGCCGCAAUUCUUGAAAGUCAAAGACUUGAAGUCGAAAAAACACUCAAAGCGCAAACGGAGAGAAGCGGACAAUUUCCACUAGAAAAAGGCACUUUGACGUUGUCUAAAAUCGUGCUUCCGCUCAAACACAAAUACGUCACUGCGCUUUCUGCAGCUGGAGGUAAAGGCCACCAUGUCGUAUGCCUCACAAAAUACUCGGACCAAGUCCUACCAACGCAACUCGUCUCCACAAUCGCCUCAAACAGCAAAAACCCAGAACUUGAGUUACAAAUCCCGGGCACAAUCACUUUCAAAAAUGUCUACAGCGACUUUGCUGUGACAUUUGAAGUGUACUGUCUUCAAGCACAAGAGGAGAUUCUCCCACAUGAAGUCAAGUAUCACAUCAAAAAACCCAACACUAAAUUAACACCGAAAAAAACAAAAGAUUCACGCUUGAUGCGACCAAUCAAAGAAUCACCAGCUGGACCACAAGUGGUGCGAUCCCCAACGUUUGCAUUGAUGGGUUACGUCGUCUUUUCACUAAAGACGAUUAAUCAGAAACAUUGGUCUUUGAUUAAUACACCGUCAAUGAGUCCGUUGGAAGGUACUGUUGAAAUGUCACUUUCCUACGAAUUGUCAGUGACAAUUGAGCAUCGCGGAUUUUUAACAAUGUUUGAAGAUGUUUCCGGGUUUGGGGCUUGGCAUCGUCGGUGGUGUCUGUUAAAAGGCGACACUUUGAGCUACUGGAAAUACCCAGAUGAUGAAAAGAAAUCUCCACCGAUUAAUUCGAUAAGUUUGCGAGACGCAAUCACGAAACAAGUGGGCCCUGUUAGUCGGGAAAUUUGUGCUCGGCUUCACACUUUUCUUAUUGAAACUCAACGUGAAGCACUUUCUCAUGACAAAGAAAGUUUGGUGACCGUUCGAAAGGGGUCCAAAACUAUCAUCAGACAUCUCCUCUCCGCUGACACUAAAGAAGAGAGGAUCGAGUGGUGCAACAAAUUUAAUUCGGCCUUGGCCGCCAUUAAUUUUACUAACAAGUAAUUUUUAUACUUUAUAUAAUCUAUUUUAUAUUUUUAUCAGCUAGUUGUAUAAAUAUUUUAACAAGCAAAUGACAUAAUUGUUAUAAAAUUUAUUUGUAGUGAUACAAAAUUAUUGAAGCAUAAGUUUUAAACACAAUAUACGUUUUAAGUAAA